AUGCCUCCUACGGCCCCAACAAUAAUCCUUCUUGGAACAUGCGAUACCAAGCUGGGCGAGCUGCUAUACACAAAGGCGCAGAUCCAAAGACAUUCGCCCUGCCACGCCUACAUAAUGGAUAUCGGCCACAACCCAGUCUCGCAUCCUGACAUCAUGUUUUCACAAGAAAUCUACAUCUCCCAUUCCGCGUCUCUACCCGGCCCAACAGUGGAAAUCAAGGACCUCGAUCGAACAGAAUACAUUGACGCUCUGGCACCGUACGCCAGCGCCAUGGUCUCAACCUUGUACUCAGAAAACAAAAUCCAUGGUGUUCUGGGAUUAGGCGGGUCCUGCGGUACAGCACUCGCUGCCAGGAUCAUGCGUGAUGCACUACCAGUCGGAUUCCCGAAAUUAAUUGUGUCAACCAUGGCGUCUGGGGACGUGAGCCCGUAUAUCGGCGAGACCGAUAUCACGAUGAUGUAUAGUGUCGUGGAUAUUGCGGGGCGCAACCGCUUGCUGGAGCGGGUCUUAAUGAAUGCGGCGGGCGCCAUUGCGGGGAUGGCUAAGGGCUGCUUUGAGGAUCAGGCGUCAACAUCGACAUCGACGGCUGCUGCGCCAACGAAGGAGGAUGGGCCUCGCAUUGGAAUCACCAUGUUCGGGGUGACGACGCCUGCGGCGACGAAGGCGCGCGAACACCUCGAAGCGAUCCUGCCUAGUUGUGAGGUGUACAUUUUCCAUGCUACGGGGUCCGGCGGACGGGCCAUGGAACGAUUGAUAUCCGAAGGACAGCUCGAUGCCGUUCUCGACCUGACGACCACGGAAAUCGCAGACGAGGUCGUCGGGGGGGUCCUCAGUGCGGGCCCGACGAGGUUAUGCGCCGCGACCAGACGGAAUAUUCCUCGAGUCGUGAGCGUGGGUGCGUGCGAUAUGGUCAAUUUUGGGACUGCCGAUUCCAUCCCUGCGGCUUUUGCAAGUGCUACUGGGCAACAUGAGAGACUGUUUCAUCAGCAUAAUCCGACGGUGACGUUGAUGCGCACUAAGGAGGAGGAGUGCAUUCGAAUCGCGAGGCUGAUUGCGGAGAAUCUGCUUGGUGGGAAUGCGGCGGGAGAACGGGAUGCUACUAGUCGCACCAGAGUCAUACUGCCUACUGGUGGUGUGAGCCUGCUGGACACCCCAGAGCAGCCAUUCUGGGGCCCGGCAGCGGAUGAGGCGCUCUUUUUCACGUUGGAGGAUAGGUUGCGGGGCAGUGGGAUAUCCGUCACUCGCGAUAGUCACGAUAUCAACGAUCCUCGAUUUGCGAUUGCUGCCGCUGAUAUGCUCAUUCAUCUAAUCAAUGGGCACUGA
Penicillium canariense is the source of this 1323-nucleotide messenger RNA. Its product is annotated as Tm-1-like ATP-binding domain-containing protein. The coding region runs from base 1 to 1323 and encodes 440 amino acids. The transcript has a single exon. The record is from RefSeq and is a predicted model, not a curated record. Lineage: Eukaryota; Fungi; Ascomycota; Eurotiomycetes; Eurotiales; Aspergillaceae.